GGAGAAGAGGGCUCGAUAGACCACGAUUGACGAGAUGUACGACAAGGAGAAGUUGGCGGAGUUCACAGACGCGUGGCUGCAGUGGGUCUACGUGAAGGGGUUGCCAUUCAAUGCCUUCCGUGGUCUGGAGUUCCAGAAGGUGUGGCAGGCGGCGGAGAGAGUGCCUCGCAGUAUCCAGUUCCGGUUUCCCUCCUUCAGGGUCACAGCGGGCGCCGGUAUCCCUUCGCAGAGGGUGAAGGUGGCGACGAUGGUGAGUGAGGUGCGCGUCGCUUUCCGGCACAACAGUGCCACCAUCCUCUCCGACGGGAGGAAGUCGCGCAGCGGCAAGCCGCUCGUGAACUUCCUCGCCGGGGGCGCCAAUGGCGCCCUGCUAUACGCCACCGUCGCACGCGACGGGUCGGUCCAAGACACCGUGGACAUCGUGUACCGUAGGUGGCGGGCCAUCAUCUUGUCCUUUCCUGCAAAGGACGUGAUCGACUUCUGCACUGACUCCGCCAGUAACUAUACGGCGACAACGCGUAGAUUCGCCACUUACCCCGAGCCUGAUAUUAGGAGGAUCACUUGGCUCCCCUGCUCCACCCAUGUCUGCAACUUGAUGUUGUCAGAUAUCGGGACGAUGGAUAAGGGGGGGAUGAUGAUGUCCGUCGUUUACGAGUGGAGUCAGCAUGUGGUGCAGUUGAUGAGGGGGGUGGACGUGCCGGAGGACAUGAUCGAGCCGUGCGUGCGUGAGGUUGCAAUGCUCAACCUCCACAUGCUAGAGCCCGCACAUGUCGCGGCCCACCUCCUCAACCCUCGUCGAUGGUCCCUCACGUAUUACCAUUCGUUGGAGACGAUCGCCGACGAUCGCCGCGUGGUCGUGGAGUGUGACAAAUUUCUCCUUGCGCAGACCGGCGGCGAUCCGGUCGGCAGAUUGUACAGGACCGUGAGGGACCAGAUGAGGGCGUUGUCGGCGCGAAUACCCUUGCAAGGGUAUCCGCCCUGGUUUUUGCAAGUGACAUCGGGGCCAAGGGUCCAGGCCUGUGUGUUCAAACGGUUACCUAUGUAUGGACCAAGGUUGUCUAAGUAGGUAGGAUGAGUGGGCGCGUGUGAUUUUGCCCCUUUGAUUGUAGUGUUGACGCAGGCGUCCGACUUGAC
Messenger RNA from Chara braunii, 1134 nucleotides. The record is from the annotation of a GenBank genome assembly. Lineage: Eukaryota; Viridiplantae; Streptophyta; Charophyceae; Charales; Characeae.